AUGACACAUCUGCUUACCGCCAAGACCCGAGUCGCACCUGUUAAAACGGUGUCCCUUCCACGGCUCGAGCUAUGUGGGGCCUUGUUGUUGUCAGAAAUGAUCGCAGCUAUCCUUCCGAAUAUGCCAAUUUCCAAUUCCGACAUUUUCUGCUGGACUGAUUCCACCAUCGUCCUCGCAUGGUUGAACAAACCGGCAUGCCAAUGGGCCACGUUUGUAGCCAACCGAGUGACCAAGAUUACUCAGGUGACGAGCGCUGAGCAUUGGGCGCAUGUCCGAUCUGAGCACAAUUCCGCGGACCUAGCCAGCCGAGGAGUUUCGCUGCAGGAUCUGGUUCAUAGCCAACUCUGGUGGAAAGGACCGGACUGGUUACAACAGCCAAAAGGCCAGUGGCCAACACAGGGGCUUGCGACUCCAGUUACAGACUUAGAGCAGCGUGCUGUGAAGGUCAAUUUCGCAAAGGCCCUAUCCGACGAUUUUCUGGAACGAUUCUCCAAAUUGGACAAGGCUCUGCGGGUCCUUGCGUACGUGUUACGGUUCACUCAACGCUGCCGCAAGAUGCCGAGGGGCCCAGCUGACCGGCCUACAAAGGAGGAGGUCCGAGAAGCUGAAAGAUCCCUUAUUCUAUAUGCUCAACGUGAGGAAUAUACCCAAGAGCUUAAAUUCCUAAACGAUAAGUGUCCAAUUCCAGUGUCCAGCCCGAUAGCCAACCUGUUUCCAUUCCUAGACCAGCACGGCCUGUUAAGAGCAUGUGGUCGCAUUACUGCCUCAACAGCACUUCAGUAUGACGAGCGCCAUCCUAUUAUACUGCCAUAUAACUGUAGGCUUUCUCGUCUGCUCGUCCUUUUUUCACACCAGAUUUCCCUGCAUGGCGGCAACCAACUAGUGGUACGCCUCAUUCGAUCGAAGUAUUGGAUUCCUAAACUCAAGAAUCUGGUAAAAGCUGUGCUAAACUCCUGUAAGGUGUGUACUAUUUACAAGAAGAAAUUACAGACGCAAUUAAUGGGCGAUCUUCCGACCGAUCGAGUUUCCUUUUCCAGGCCUUUUACAUAUACUGGCAUUGAUUAUGCAGGCCCAUUUGAAAUAAAAAACUAUACUAUUACCAAGGGAUAUGUUUGCGUGUUUGUAUGUUUCUCCACAAAGGCGAUCCAUUUAGAGCCUACUUCCGACCUCACAACCGAGAAGUUCCUCGCAGCCUUUGCCCGAUUCGUAGCGAGGAGGGGUUGUCCUCAGCGGGUUCAUUCGGAUAAUGGCAAAACCUUUGUGGGGGCAGCGACUCUACUUUCGCGUGAUUUUAUGCAAGCGAUCAAGGAGUCUGUGACUGAUGCCUAUAGCCAUCAGGGACUUUUGUGGCGUUUCAUUCCACCAGGAGCUCCACAUAUGGGAGGACUAUGGGAGGCUGGAGUGAAAAGCUUUAAAACACUUUUCUACAAGUCGUCGUCAAGUCGGAAGUAUACGUUUGAAGAGCUCUCUACCCUUCUUGCCAAAGUUGAAGCGUGCCUUAAUUCCAGGCCACUGUCUCCCAUGUCCGAAAAUCCUUCUGAUUUGUUGGCGUUAACGCCAGGCCACUUUCUGAUUGGGGGUCCGUUGCUUUCCACAGCUGAACCCGAAAUAAAGGGCGAUGCUAAGUCGAUUAUAAAUCGCUGGCAACAUUUAAAGGCCCUGCAUCAGCAGUUCAGUGCGCGAUGGAAAGAGGAAUAUUUAAAGGAACUGCACAAGCGCAAUAAGUGGCAGAAUCCGUCCAAAGAUAUACAAGUCGAUGAUAUGGUGGUCGUCAAAGAAGACAAUAUGCCAUCAAACGACUGGCGGCUCGGCAGAGUUGUAUCUGUCUUUCCAGGGGCCGAUAGUAGAGUUCGCGUAGUAGAAAUCCGUACCGCUCGAGGAAUUAUUAAACGUCCCGUCCAUAAGCUAGUACUUCUUCCUAUGGAGGCCAAGGCAGCCUUAGUACUUCCAAAAUAGAGCCUUCUGUCCUCAUGCUCCAAUAUUCGUUCACGAUUGACACUAAAUGUACUUAUCAUUUAUUUUUUUUUAUAUAUUAAAGCAUUAAAACCAUGGCUCCACGACCUCGCAGCGCCCAAACUCUGGACGACAGACGUUCCCGAGGUACUCGAUCCUACCGCUGCCGAGUCUGUCGGGGAAUCCAUCCGCUACGAAAAUGCAACAGGUCUUCCAGUUCGCGACGCCAGUCAAUUUCUCCAGUGCGACCUUCGGUAACUGCAUCACGACCAUCAGCUUCCGGCUCACGCUCUCGGGGUCCAACACCCAGCUCGCGGAAUCGUUCCCGGCAUUCCGACCAGGCCGAAGCGCCAACUGCAGCUCCAUCUGUGGCGUCUCUGUUGCAGCAUCGGAGUGUGCAAAUCAUCCCGACGGCCAUCGUGGUUCUCGACACAGGAACCAAUAAAUACGAGACGGGUGCCCUGAUCGACCCGUGCUCCCCGGUGAGCACCAUUGAUAGAUCGCUCGCUGCGGCGUUCCGGGUCCCCACGACAAGCGUCGGAGACGAGACGGUCUGUUCGGCGACGAUAAGGUCGCACUCCAAUCCGUGCACUAGCCGACGAUGUUCGCGCUAGGUUUAAUGAUAUCUGUCUUGCUGAUGAACAGUUUCAUCGCCCGGCGACGAUAUCCCUGGUGUUGGGCUCUGACGUCUAUCGUGAUGUCAUCCAACCCGGGUUCCUAAAUCUGGAUGAGGGGCUGCCUGUCGCACAAAGCACUGUGUUCGGCUGGAUUGUCUCGGGAUCCUGUAGACAAUCUUAAGGCGCCAGACGUGUGGAAAACUUGGUUGCUACGUUUGCCGUCGCAAGGGGGGGAGAAUGUCCGAUGAACUCUCAUCUCGCUCUCGGUCUGUUAACAGUCUCCACCCCCGCUCUCCUAGCAUUAGAUUUAAGUAGAGUUAAGGAGUUCUAAGUUCGAAGCCACAAAGUGAAGUUGUGCAAGUUAAGUGAAAUAAGUCAUAUGAAAUAAAAAUCAUAUUUAC
Drosophila elegans is the source of this 2971-nucleotide messenger RNA. RefSeq lists its product as uncharacterized. Gene Ontology annotation, biological process: DNA integration. Gene Ontology annotation, molecular function: nucleic acid binding. The transcript has a single exon. The record is from RefSeq and is a predicted model, not a curated record. Bases 1 to 1956 code for a protein of 651 amino acids. NCBI's taxonomy places the organism in Eukaryota, Metazoa, Arthropoda, Insecta, Diptera, Drosophilidae.